AUGGGUCGGCCGAAGCCUCGCCGCGCUGUGAGCGCGAGCCGGUUUCAGGAGGGCUCCAUGAACGACAGGACUUCUGCUGCACCUCCCGUUCAGUUUCUGGGCCCUGAUGAGCUCGCCGCUCUUGAGCGACCUGCUCUGACAUGUGUCAAAUCCAACAAUGCCCGGCCGAUGAGUGACGACUUCUCCGAUAAGCAGGUCAAGAAGGGGAGGCUUCUAGGUCAAGUUUGGGAUGAAGUUCGAGGUCGAUUGGGAUUUAGGAAAGACAACGAAGAUGACAGAGGGUUGAGGAAGAGGUCGCGGAGUCGCAAGAGGGACCAAGAUGACCAGCGCGGGAGGGAUAGAGAAAGAGAAGACGUCCAAAUGACGGACAUGCCAGACCCCAAGAAUAACGUUGAUCCUCCAAGAGACGACAUGCCCAGUCGAGAAGAGAUAUUGGCCAAUUAUCACCAUUUGAUGGCCUCCGGCUUCUUCACUUCUCACGCUAUCCAGUCUACUCGCCAGCCACCACCCGGCGCUGUCCAACAAGCAGCUCAGCAAAUCGCCGCACCUCCGGCCAAUCUUAUGGAUGCUCUAUCUCGAGCCCCCAUGCCUCAAGAUGCAGUUCCUCCACCACCCACACCACCUGCAGAGCCCAAGUCACCCUUGAGAGCCAAGUUUCCCCUCAAGCUGCAAUCGCCUCCUGGCAAUCCAGGAGCUGCCACAUACGAUGAGCUUGUUGCAUCUGGAUUCUUCACACCUCCACUUUCCGCGGGCGCCAUACCGCCAACGCCGUUCAGUGCCGCCCCAGCCCCAGCAGUACCUACUGGCAUAAUGUCAAGGGAUUACCUUCAACUGCCUCGACAGACUAGAAACUCACGAACGGGAACUCCUUCGGCUUCUUGCGUGGCCUCUCCUAUUCAAUCGCCAGCGAGUGUCUCAUCUAGAGGAACUAAGCGAGCUGCAGCAGAUUCCAACUCGGACGAAGAAGCAGGAGCUCGCGAUCCCCCUACCCCGAAGAAGAAGUUGCGCAAGUCUUCUUCUCGAGAUAUUGGCCUGCCUAGCCUACGAAACGUUGCAUCUCGCCGUAGCCUUUUAUCCUCACGGCGUAGUGUGUCGGGGCCCCAUGGAGCUGGUGCUGGUAAAGACUAUAACAAGCUUGCCCGCCGCGUCCUUGGACGACUGCCUGGCGCUGGCGGUCGAAGCUCUUUCGACUCAGACCGCCGGGCAGGUUCUCGGCCUAGCUCUGCUGCUAGAAACAGCACCGAGGAAUACAGAUCGCCAUUGCAGGAGGUUCAAUACUCUCGGGUUCUGCGUUCGCGCAAGAUCGCCGCAGAAGAGCUUCACAUGACACCAGAUAGUAACAAAGGCACCCCCAUGGUGCCCGAUAUUCCCGAGAAGUUCGCCUUGCACGACAACGCCGAGAACCUUGUCCCAGCAAUGCGGUCUCGCUAUUAG
This is a messenger RNA of Fusarium poae, 1434 nucleotides long. RefSeq lists its product as uncharacterized. The coding region runs from base 1 to 1434 and encodes 477 amino acids. The record is from RefSeq and is a predicted model, not a curated record. The transcript has a single exon. NCBI's taxonomy places the organism in Eukaryota, Fungi, Ascomycota, Sordariomycetes, Hypocreales, Nectriaceae.